AUGGACGCAGAAGGCUUGGGUUGGCUUUUGGUCCCGCUGCACCAGCUGGUUUCCUGGGGGGCAGCUGGGGCCAUGGUCUUCGGAGGGGUGGUGCCAUACAUCCCGCAGUACAGGGACAUCCGGAGGACUCAGAACGCCGAGGGCUUCUCGACCUACGUAUGUCUGGUGCUCCUGGUGGCCAAUAUCUUACGAAUCCUCUUCUGGUUCGGGAGGCGCUUUGAGGCGCCGCUGCUCUGGCAGAGCGUUGUCAUGAUCCUGACCAUGCUGUUGAUGCUGAAGCUCUGCACCGAGGUCCGCGUGGCCAACGAGCUGAACGUGAAACGCCGGGUCUUUGCAGCUGCAGAUAAUAAAGAUGAAGCCAGAGCCCCCCCCAGGCGGUCAUAUCUGGACUUCGACCCCCAGCACUUUUGGCACUGGAACAGCUUUGGGGACUACGUGCAGUGUGUCCUGGCCUUCACCGGUGUGGCAGGCUGUGUCACCUACCUGUCCAUCGACUCGGCCCUUUUCGUGGAGAGCCUGGGCUUCCUGGCCGUGCUGACCGAGGCCAUGCUGGGCAUGCCGCAGCUCUGCCGCAACCACCGCCACCAGUCCACGGAGGGCAUGAGCAUCAAGAUGGUCCUCAUGUGGACGAGUGGCGACACCUUCAAGACGGCCUACUUCCUGCUGAAUGGCGCGCCCCUGCAGUUCUCAGUGUGCGGGCUGCUGCAGGUGCUGGUGGACCUGGCCAUCCUGGGGCAGGCCUACGUGUUCACCCGCCACCCCCUAAAGCCGGCCCCCCACAUGGCGCACCCCGCCAGCGCCAAGGCCCUCUGA
Messenger RNA from Lipotes vexillifer (Yangtze River dolphin), 813 nucleotides. It is a transcript of the gene SLC66A2, whose product is annotated as solute carrier family 66 member 2. Gene Ontology annotation, cellular component: trans-Golgi network; endosome. Gene Ontology annotation, biological process: phospholipid translocation; retrograde transport, endosome to Golgi. NCBI's taxonomy places the organism in Eukaryota, Metazoa, Chordata, Mammalia, Artiodactyla, Lipotidae. Bases 1 to 813 code for a protein of 270 amino acids. The transcript has 6 exons. The record is from RefSeq and is a predicted model, not a curated record.